UAUGUAUUUCAUGACAAUCUAAAGCAUGUUCAAACUAAAAGGCUAAAUAUUUGAGGGUAAAAUCGACUUUAAAGUCAAUAGCCUAAAGCAAUGUAGCUACCGUUCAGAGGUGUGUGAAUGAAAAUGAUACUUGGAAAAACGAACAACUGGUGUUUUAACUUCCUGUAUUCCAAAAUACUCUGAAAAAGAAUUAUAAAUGUAUUUAUCCUGACAGUGUGCAACCAAGGUGCAGCAUUCACUAAGAAGUACAUCGAUCAUCUAUAGAUAAGCUGACCAAUAGCCUAGAACCUAGCUGAAAUGUUGGUGUGGUACUUUUGCAACCUCAUCACCUUAUAUAAUCAUCCGAAAUGAAUUCAAUGAAGACAGAUAAAUAUUUCCUACAGCAAGAGAAACAUCAUAAGGAUUUAUUCAUAUCUUUAACAUGCGUUGAAAAAACCCAAUCACAACCAGUGUACAGAAUUACCAACAAAUAGUUGAACAGUCAAAGAAAAAUUCCAGCAUAUACCUCAAAAUGAUCUCGACGUUAGUUUUUUACUUUUUAUCGGCAGCCUUCAUUUACAUUACGCUGUAUUACAUCAGUGAGCUACGAGAUUUUUAUAUUCUUCGCAUGCCACCAGGUCCAAUUUCAUUACCGUUCAUUGGAAACCUACUCAAUCUUGAUAACAAAUUUAUGCACCUAUCUCUUGUACAACUUGCGAAAAAACACGGCAAAAUUUUCACAAUCAAAUUCGGCACAGAUCGUGUGGUCAUUUUAAAUGACACAGCACAAGUUAAGCAAGCCUACAAUGGACCGCAUCUCACCAGUCGACCCAAAGUGUUUUCAAUAGACUUCUUCCUGAAUAAAUGCUUUAUGACGUGCUCCGACAGAGACGAAUUUCGAACUCACGCCAGACUUAUGAAAAACACAUUUCGUGUGAUUUCAGACAUAAACCUCAAUGCAAAAAUUACAGAGGAGGCAGAAGACCUAAUAAGGCAAUUUGAAAGCUACAAAAAUAAGCCAUUUAAUCCAAGAAAAGACUGCCACUUGGCUUCUCUUAACAUUCUUUACAACCUUGCAUUCGGACAACGGUACCACCGUGACGAUUCAGAGCUUGAGGAAAUCUUGAGCUAUUCCUCUGACAUAAUCAAGGGAAUCUCUCCGGCGCAUCCUGUCAACCUGUUGCCUUGGUUACAGAAAAUCCCCAACAAAUGGUUGAAUGCACUAAGCAAAGCACGGGAUAGGAGAGACCAUCUGCUUAUGAAGAAGUAUCAUGAACAUGAUUCGACUUACAAGGAGGGUGUCAUUAGAGACAUGCUGGAUGUGUUGUUAAAGGAAGCGCAUGAUGCUAGAGCACAGGGGGAUCAUGAUCUCCUUCGUCUGCUAACUCCAGAACACAUUGUCAUCAAUAUUUGGACCAUAUUUUUUGCAGGUAUGGACACUGUUCUGACUGCACUCUUGUGGUUGCUACUGUACAUGGCUGCAUUUCCGGAUGUUCAGUUGAAGAUUCAGAAAGAAAUGGAUCACAUUCUUGGUGAUGCAAAACCAACCAUUAUGGAUGAGAAAAAACUUCCACUCUUAACCGCAACAGUGUACGAAACAUUACGGUAUAGUUCACUAUCCCUACUGGGGGUGCCUCAUGCUGCCACCCAAGAUACAACAAUAGGAGGCUUCCACAUUCCAAAAGAUACGCAAGUAAUGGCCAACUUCUGGACGAUAAACCAUGAUGAAACUGUAUGGCAUAAACCAGAUACUUUCUCACCAGAGCGAUUUUUAGAUACUGAUGGGAAUAUGCGCAACUUGACAGAAUUCCCACAUUUUAUGCCAUUUUCAACCGGACGUAGAGCAUGUCUUGGAAAGAACAUCGGAAAAUCUGAGAUAUUUCUCCUGGCAGCAUUUAUUCUACAGAAAUUCCACAUUGAACUGCCAGAAAACACGCAGCCCAACCUGGAUGCAGAUGUGCAUUUUGAUCUUGUGCCAAAAGCGUUUGAAUUAGUUGUUAAUAAGAGACAGCAACUGUGAAGAACAUACGAUGAAGCUUGAACAUCAGGACUUGUUACAUAUAAACAACCUGAUUCCUGCAGUAAGACAGGAUCAGAAUCCCACUGCACCAAAUCCCAACAGAAUUAUUGUUGGGAAUUCCUUGACGGUAGGCCACGAUCCUGGUGAAAUUGUGACCAAAAUGCCGUCAGGAUCUGAUAAGCCACUAACAUCAUGACUGAUAUCUUGCUGCGAUCCUGGAGAGAUUUUUGGGUCAGGUUACACUGGACUUCAAUCUAGUUCAAGUGUCUAUGAAAUCACAUAAGCCUUCCAAAAUCUAAUUUAGACUUUAGGGAUUGUAUAGUAUAAAUUUACUGCUUCAUAUGACAUAAUCAAAUACCGCAUACUAAAAUACCUGUAAGAUAUAGCACCAUCUCAUACUCUAUUAUUAUUACAAUGUAUUACUGCCCAGAGGAUUGAUAGCCAGCAUGUUUUUGCUGGGAGGUGUGAAGUGUACAGUGAGUUCCAAGGUAGAUGGUUAGGGUUUUCCCUUACUUAUUUUAGAGGUCCUGGGGGUACUGUAUGACAUUUUAAUCUCUCAUUUAAAUGAUUUCACAACUGACGAGAGAAUUUUUGGCUGAUAUAUAAAAAAAAGAUUGAUUGAUUGAUUGAUUGAUUAACUGAUUGAUUAAUGGAUUGAUUGAACUGUGGUUUAGCUCACUAAUUCACAUUAAAUAUAACUGCUGCAUAUUGAACACUGUGUCACACACAAUCGCACAAAACCAUUAUUGCAAUACAUUGAAAAAUAAUGUUAAAAAGGUCUAGCCUUUCUAUAUAGCUGGCUACUUAUAAGUAGAUAGAUAGACAGGUAAAAGUUUUGAAAAAGAAUACUGGUAGAUUGUUUUACCCAAGCAGGAAGUCGCAGCUUAUAGACCAAUUACAGCUGGCCAAAAAAAACCAUAGCCAGCUAUGAAUAGACCACUGUUUAAACUAUAGUAAUAGUCUAUAAUUUGAAAUAGACAAUUGUCUACAUCUUGAUUGUAGCCAGAAAUCUAUGUACUCUUACUAUAGCCAUCCAUCCUACAAGUUAAAAAAAGGUAAGCUUAAAUAAAAAUGUGUUUAUUACAGUAGAUCAAUAUUGUGUACCAUUAAAAAAAAAAAUCUUAGCCAAAUAUUUAAACACUGAGGGCGCUAUACUACUAUGAUGAUUUAGACUACUUAGUAUUUGGAUAUUCUAAAAUGUUGUGUAUUAUUAGUAAAGGUUCACUCACCUCACAGUAUCUGAUCUUCAAUGAGAAAGACAACUUACAUUGCAGUGUCUAGACAACACGACCCCUAACUAUAAAAAUAACAGGCGCAAAAUGAAUGAAAUAAUAUUCAAUAAAAAACAAAAUACAAUCAAUUAACUAAUAAAUCAAUUAAUCACUUAUAGGGAUUGAUAACUUUAACAUGUGCCACCCAAAGAGGAUGACCACUUGGCAUUUGGCAAGUAUGACAGGAUUUGUUUUUUAUUUUUUUUUAUUUUUAACAUUUGCAUUAGAAAUGCUAUCUGAAAUAAGAAAUAGAUAUAUAAAAUUGUUUAUGGUAUAUCAGAAAAUGUUAUGAUAUAUAUUUAUUUAUACUUAAUGAUUUAUUACGGUUGUUUGAAUCUACUGUCUGUACUCAUGUGUAAAUGAUCAGCUAUUGUAUAGAUUAUUUAAUUUCAUGCUACAGUAUAUAAAAUUAAUUUCCUCAGUUUCAGAUUAUACAAAUGUGGUAGGCCCUUUUAUUAGAUAGGAAACAAUGGGAUUAAAAGAAACUCAAUUGGUUUACAA
This is a messenger RNA of Anneissia japonica, 3771 nucleotides long. RefSeq names its product steroid 17-alpha-hydroxylase/17,20 lyase-like. Lineage: Eukaryota; Metazoa; Echinodermata; Crinoidea; Comatulida; Comatulidae. The transcript is spliced from 6 exons. Bases 512 to 1999 code for a protein of 495 amino acids. Gene Ontology annotation, molecular function: heme binding; steroid 17-alpha-monooxygenase activity; iron ion binding. The record is from RefSeq and is a predicted model, not a curated record. Gene Ontology annotation, biological process: progesterone metabolic process; hormone biosynthetic process.